CCGGACAUCAGAGAGAGAUCUGAGCUGUUGGGCAAAACAUGGAAAACUUUAGAAAAUUGAAGGGGAUGUGUACAAUGAGGCGGGACGUCAUCAGAGAGUUUUUGGCGGAAUUGCUGGGGACAUUCGUAUUAAUACUUUUCGGUUGUGGUUCAGUGGCCCAGUCUGUCCUCAGCAGAGGGAAGCAUGGAGAAGAUCUCACCAUCCACUUUGGCUUUACUCUAGGAGUGAUGCUGGCUGUGUACAUGGCUGGAGGCGUGUCAGGAGGACACGUGAAUCCAGCUGUUUCUCUGGCUAUGGUUGUCCUGGGGAAACUCCCAAUAAAAAAAUUCCCUGUCUAUGUGGCAGCCCAAUUUUUAGGUGCCUUUGCUGGGUCUUGUGCAGUCUACUGUUUGUAUUAUGGUGCCUUUGCUAAUUUUGCUGAUGGAGCUCUGAUUGUAACUGGUGCAAAUGCCACAGCAGGUAUCUUUGCCUCAUAUCCACGAGAUGAUCUUUCAUUGCUUAAUGGAUUCAUUGAUCAGGUGAUUGGCACUGGGGCCCUGGUCCUCUGCAUAUUAGCCAUAGUAGAUAAGAAAAAUAUUGGGGCACCUAAAGGAAUGGAGCCUCUGCUUGUUGGCCUGAGCAUUCUGGCUAUUGGAGUUUCCAUGGCGCUGAACUGUGGCUAUCCCAUCAACCCUGCCAGAGACUUGGGACCAAGGCUCUUCACAGCUAUUGCCGGAUGGGGAAAAGAUGUGUUCAGUGCUGGACAUGGAUGGUGGUGGAUUCCAGUUGUCGGGCCAAUGGUGGGAGGUGUGGUCGGAGCGGCAAUCUACUUCCUGAUGAUUGAGCUGCACCACCCUGAGCCAGAGAAGAACCCAGAGGAUGACAACAGUGUCAAAGAUAAAUACGAACUGAACACUGUAAACUAAAAAGAGAGGGAAAGUAUGGUAUCUUUUCCUUCACCGUAGACCUCAAACAAGAAGCGCUGUUAUUGCUGAUCAUGUUUUACUUGUCUGUCCUCUACAAUCUCUUUUACUCUGUCAUUGAGAGUAGUACACUUUGCAAUGUCUGUGCUUUACUAGUCCUUUUCUUUUUGUAACUAUUUAGUAUUCGAAUGAAACCAUGGAGAGUCCCUGUAAAGCAGUUCAAUGGAAAGGAGGAGGGGAGAACCGGCUUGACAAUAUAAAUAAUAGUUUAAUGAAAAACUUAAACCAAAAGACACAAACACACACAUGAAAACAUUAAUUAAACGUUCUCUCUCUGUUGCACCACCGUCCACAGUCGGCGAUUAUCCCUCUCGGAGGAUUGAUUAGCCCGAUUAGGGGCUGGGAGUAUAAAAUCACGACCUGGCCCUGCCCUCCGCCCUGUCACAUUCCUCCCUCAUUCUCUCAGGCCCAGGGAGCCCCUGGCAUGACGUACA
Molecule: messenger RNA, 1396 nt
Organism: Xyrauchen texanus (razorback sucker)
Lineage: Eukaryota; Metazoa; Chordata; Actinopteri; Cypriniformes; Catostomidae
Product: aquaporin-9-like
Exons: 6
Coding region: 39-905 (288 amino acids)
Biological process (GO): glycerol transmembrane transport; water transport
Cellular component (GO): basolateral plasma membrane; plasma membrane
Molecular function (GO): water channel activity; urea transmembrane transporter activity; glycerol channel activity
Source: RefSeq, a predicted model, not a curated record